This is a messenger RNA of Prunus dulcis (almond), 1587 nucleotides long. RefSeq names its product G-box-binding factor 3-like. Gene Ontology annotation, cellular component: nucleus. Gene Ontology annotation, biological process: regulation of DNA-templated transcription. The record is from RefSeq and is a predicted model, not a curated record. Lineage: Eukaryota; Viridiplantae; Streptophyta; Magnoliopsida; Rosales; Rosaceae. Gene Ontology annotation, molecular function: sequence-specific DNA binding; DNA-binding transcription factor activity. The transcript has 7 exons. Bases 356 to 1177 code for a protein of 273 amino acids.
ACCAGCCACCGGUGUUCCACGCUUCCGGUUUCACAGCACAUCAAAACCCGCCGCGCGGCUGACGUUUCGCCUUCCUUUCUCUCUCUCUCCCCCUUCCUCCUUCAUUGUCUUGUUCAUCACCACAUAUUUCCCCCAGCGCGUUUUCCAUCUCAUCAAUCUGUUACCGACGAAAUUGCAAGCUAGGAAAGUACAGGCGGGAAAAUUAAGGAGCUAGCUAGGGUUAGGGUUUGUUCGGCUCCUUCAGAAUCAUUUCUUUGGUUUCGGUUGCUCUUUCAGGAGAUUCAGCUGUGAAGAGUAACUUGACACUGAGCUGCGUGUGACAGUUUCUUCAAGCAGAAGAAAAUCAUUGGACAACAUGGACCAAGAUGUGAAAAAGAAGUUGAAGGGAUUAGAUGGAACUGCAGUGCCAGUUGGGUACGACAGUCUCAAGGAUACCGGGCACCCAGUCCUUGAGGCAUCAAAAAGUUUGGAACAAAAUAUUGAUGGUUUGACAGAUGGCAGUGAUGGCAACACUAAAGAAGACAACCACCACACUCAAAGGAACAAUGGGUCUGGAAGCAUGCGAUUUGCUGAUAAUGAUGUGAAAGUCCAUACUCAGGUCAGGCCUACAACUAAUGGGGAAGUGAAUGAGAAUUCCACAAAUGCUUCUGGUACUGGACCUCCUGCUGGUUUUUUGGGAGUAUCUCUUCGUUCCCCAUAUGAGAAAAUAGGAAUUAGCACAGCUUUUGUUGCUCCUUCCGCUGGUGCAGGGUUGCCUUUUGAUGCAAUGGUUCUGGAUGAAAGGCAGGUCAAACGAGAGAAAAGGAAGCAGGCUAACAGAGAAUCUGCAAGGAGAUCUAGGAUGAGGAAGCAGGCUGAAUAUGAGGAACUGGUGAGGACAUUUGAAUCGUUAAACACAGAGAAAAUGGCCCUUAAAUCUAAACUAGAAGAACUGAAAGGGGAUUCAGAGAAAUUGAGGCUUGAAAAUGCCACAUUAAUGGAGAAGCUGAAACAUGCACAGGUAGUGCCGAAAGGAGGGAUUGCUUCAGUCGAGAUUGAAGUAGACUUGGACCUGCCAACUGGUACUGAGAACAUACUUAGCAAUUUGGGUUCUGUAAGCAGGAAUGCUCAGCUGGAUUGUGAGGCACAUGAAAGUUCUAUGUCUGAAACCAAGCUCCAUGCUGUUGCUGCCAGAUGAUCAAGAAGCUGGUGUUAUCAGCAGCCGUACAUCACACUUGCCCCAAUUUUUCGAUUUGUGGCAGACAGGAUAUUCCUAGUUGGAAAAGGGACAAAAACAGCAGUUGCUAAUUUAUUUUUCCCUUAGCAUUCAAGUCUCUUUUUCUGCUAUGAACUGUCAUCUAUUAGAUUUUAGAUUGCCCUGUCAAUUUUGGCAGUUCUUUAGGAUAGGCUAAACAGUGCUUUCAUAUGAAUAUGAACAUUGCAAAGGAUAGGUCUGGAAGUAAGUGAUUUGUAAUUGUUAUUGCAGACUUCCUGGUUUUGUGAAAUUAUUGGAAGCCGAUAUACAAUUUGAUCUGUUCUCCUCUUAAUGAUGUAACAAGUUAGGUAUCGAUUUGAUCCUUGUUCGAUAAAUUCAACCCGGUUCAUGAA